AGGACGGUGCCAGCGUCCACGAUGUCAUCGGCACCCGCUGUGACCCCUAUUCCAACCACCUGCUGAAAGGUGAGGAUUACGACCAUUGCUGCCAUUCCAACUUGAUUCGCGCGCUGGCAGAGCAUGGUGUCUCUGAAGCGGAGAAACACGUCCACGAUGUGCUGAAUGUCUUCAUGUGUACAGGCUUCACCAAGGACACACAUCAGUACUUCAUGAAAGCGAGCCCUGUGCGUCCGGGCGACUACUUGGAGUUCUUCGCCGAAGUGGACUUGCUGGGCGCGUUGAGCGCCUGCCCCGGUGGCGACACGUCCUGCGGGCAUUCGGAUGACACGGCGAAGUGCUAUCCGCUGAGGGUGGAAGUCUAUGAGCCCAACGAGGCUCUACAAAAAGCGUGGCGGAGUCCGUCGGUGAAUGGCUAUGCUGGGAAGCAUGGCAAAGCCGUGCGCGACCAUCUUUAGCCAUGCGAAGCCGUGCGAAGUUUCUGAGAUUUCUCAGAUUUCACCGGUGAUUUUCUAACCGUCGAUGUUCGUUCGAAUUGAGAUUUACCC
Cladocopium goreaui is the source of this 548-nucleotide messenger RNA. NCBI's taxonomy places the organism in Eukaryota, Dinophyceae, Suessiales, Symbiodiniaceae. The record is from the annotation of a GenBank genome assembly.